CACGCGCGCGCACAUUCAUCUCCUCUCGGUUGUGCGGCUUUUAUUCACGGCAGCGCGCGCGACAGGCAGACAGGCACGAGCUCGCGCCGCCAUCGUUCUUUAUUUUCUCGCGUUUCCGGUUCACUUCUUCUUUCAUCUUUUUUUUCUUUCUUUUUGUUGAUGUUUUCUGUGUCUCAGAGCGGGAAGAUGGACCUUCUGUCCUGAGCUCUUUUCUCCUUCAUCUGUCCAUCAUGAACCGCUAACAGGAGACCGGACUUUCUCUCUCUCUCUCUCACACACACACACACACACACACACACACACACACACACACACCGGGAUACACGGAUCUCGGUAGAGCGCAUCGGAAUAACCCGCAGUGGAAUUAGCGCAGGAUGCUAAGGCAUUAGCGUGGAAGGAGUUUGGUGUUCCAGAAGGACGGACCUCGUCGUCGCUCCAGCUCUCUGCCCUGGUGCUAAUCGCGGUGAGCGGCCAUGUCGAACAUAAACAGUGCGCUAUGCAUAGAAAGCGCCGCUAAUGCGGAAGUGUCUCUGCUACAGAAGGACGCACUUCAGGAAGCCGGAUUAAACCAGCUGUUGGAUUACAACGCGGAACUCGAACGCUACCGCUCUUUCGCAAACUUUUACAAAACCAAUGGCGCAUUUCCACAGAGUGCCAAGAUCGCUCGCAUCACCACGCCCAUCUUCCCCAGUGCGCGGAUCGGCGUCUCGCCUUGGAACUGCGACAACGCUGCCGUGCUUUGGGGACGCAAGUCGGCGCCGAUCCACCCGAACAGAACCCGGAGCGAGUCGUCUCAGCGUGCCGGGAAACCCGAUGCCCUGCAGAUGGCAAACGGUAACUUCCUGUCCACGUUAUCGCCGGAGCACUGCAGGCCGCUAGCGGGGGACUGCGUCAACAAGCUUAAGUGUGGUGGCGCUGCUGAAGCGGAGAUCAUGAACCCGGCGUUCUCUGCUCUCCCUGCUCUGGGGGGCAUCUCUUUACCCCCUGGGGUCAUCGUCAUGACUGCGCUGCACUCCCCUGCCUCUGCGUCCGCCGUCACAGACAGCGCGUUUCAGAUCGCUAACCUGGCAGACUGCCAGCAGCACAGCAACAACCACAGCAAUCACAUCUCCUCUCCUGCGUCCGGAGGAAACGCCGCCAAGAAAAAGAGGAAACGCUGCGGUGUGUGUGCCCCCUGCAGGCGGCUCAUUAACUGCGGUGUCUGUAGCAGCUGCAGAAACCGCAAGACCGGACACCAGAUCUGCAAAUUCCGCAAAUGUGAAGAGCUGAAGAAGAAACCGGGCUCAUCGCUCGAGAGGACGCCGGUGAGCAGCGGAGAGGCAUUCCGAUGGUUCUUCUAGUCCCAAGGAGACACAGUCAUUUCACAUUCUUCAAUAACUGACUCAAAUAAAUGGAUUUAACGUCUCCAGAACCUGGAAGUGAAACCAAACCUCAGCAGAGAAACGACAGGAACGAUAGAAACGAGAGACAGACUGAGAAAGAGAGAGAGAGGAAUUGUGGAUGAGAAAAGGUUUACCUCUGUAAUUUGUUUCUUUCUUGUAUAAUUAUCAACAUUUUCAGUGUCUCUGCGUGUUCAGUGUCGUGGCUGAUGAAGCUACGAAUGCUAACUUAAAGACAAUCAGGAUCCGGAACAAACCAUUCACCCGGAAUAAACCAUUCACCCAGUGGACAGUGUGAUCACGCUGAAUGACUCGGAGCGGUGAGACGAGGUGACUGAAGGCCAAACGACAACAGGUCGACAUGCACUGGAAUAAACCAUUGUCGAGUAAACAGGGGGUUAGAUAGAAUCUGUCUGUCUGUUCAUUUAUCUAUCUCUCUCUCUAUCUUUCUGCUCUGCAUAGCUACAACAAUCCAUUUCUGAAGGGAGAAGAAGGGAGUAUGAUUCUCUUUCUCUCUUUGUGUUUGUAAACCAUUUCACAAGAUAAAGGGAGGAUCAGGAUUUACAGAUAAUCUUUUUAUCCAUUAUUUCAUUUACCUGUCUGUCUCUCUGUCCAUCUCCUUGUGGGCACCUGCAUCCAUCCAUAUAUCGCAUCCAUCCAUCCAUCCAUCUUUGAUUAGAACAAACCAUUUCUCAUUAAUUUCUGAUCAAUGUCCAAUGGUUUGUCAUGUGACCUUAUUGAAUGUGUGAUGCCAUCAAUGAUGUCAUGACAUCACGUGCAGUAUGGACCAGUCGCCUAGCCUCGCCGCUGCUGGACGCUAGAUGGAGGAACCGAGACCGUACGCAGACCUGCAGCAAUAAUCAAAAACUACUUCAGAGUUUCAGUUGAUCUCAUUGGCCGGGAUGCGAGACGCAGCCAAUCACAGUUCUGUGCUUUUUUCUUUUGGUUUCUCGCCGCUGGGGCGUAACGCAGGGCAUAUUGUCUUGCUAUCAUCGUGGUGUAAGUUUUAAUUUGUGAUGUGAAAUGUCUUGAUUUUGACAGAAAAACACUGGAGCCUCAACUGUUCGGAUGAAACGUUUAAAUAGUGACGUGCCACUACAGAAGUACGGGAAGCCUGUGGGUUUAUUGUUUAUUUAUUUCUCUGUCCAGAGAAUUGCAAAUAGCUAAAUUGAUUAGUGGCUAAAUUAGUGUCCUGGGCCAACUAACGAAUCAUUUAAACCUGUUUUAUUAAGCGUUUUAGCUAAACUGGCUAGGAUUGUAUGGACUAGAGCUAGCUAUCUGGCAUUACACUGGAGAAGCUAAACAACCCCAGCUAAUCAGCUAGCUAGCAUUUAAUAUUUACAACCCCUGUAUAAUCAAUAAAAAACGGACAUUGUCACCAGGAAGUGUUCAGUAGCUCACAGCCGCUCUGGACUCCUGCAGGUUGGCACAAGGAAAUAAAUUCAAAUAAAUAAAAACAUGCUAAAUUUAGCACAGAUCCGUUGGCUAUCUGCAGCAGAUGAAUUGAAGCGUGAGAAAAAAAAAUUCCUCUUAUUAUAGCUAGCUGGCUAAUGCUAGCACUUUAGCACUUAGCAGUAAAAAUCAUGAGAGACUAAUAAUGAGUGAGUUUUAGCUUUAACACGUCGCUGUGUCUGAACUUCAGUUCGUCUGUUGGAGGAGAUUGGAUCUGUGUGGUGGUGGUGGUGGUGAUGAUGAUGUGAAACUCCACAAUCUAAAAUAAUGGUGUUAAAAAACCCUAACCCUGAAGCUAGCGUACAUGCUAGUGCUAAUGCCCUGCUGUUGCAUGUGUAUCUGUGUUUUUGGGUUUAAAGGUUAAUGAGUUUGUAUUUCGUCGUUGUGAUGCUUUUAUGUGUUCAAAUGAAAAAAGGACCAAAAAAAGUUGGAAAAAAUAA
Molecule: messenger RNA, 3271 nt
Organism: Silurus meridionalis
Lineage: Eukaryota; Metazoa; Chordata; Actinopteri; Siluriformes; Siluridae
Gene: cxxc4
Product: CXXC finger 4
Exons: 3
Coding region: 474-1340 (288 amino acids)
Cellular component (GO): nucleus
Molecular function (GO): zinc ion binding; methyl-CpG binding
Source: RefSeq, a predicted model, not a curated record